CGCAUAAAUAGAUAUUUCAAAUAAAGAUUAUUAUGAUUUUAAUUAGUUUCAUUAUUGGUAUUUAGAAAAAUGUUACCACCGACAUAUGUUGAGGGUUUUCACGAUUUAGAAGCUGUGAAAACUAUGGAAUAUAGAGAACUUGGCAAAACCGGAUUAAUGGUCAGCAAAUUAUCAUUUGGUGGAGGACCACUUGGUUGCCAUUACGGUACAUUCGAUGAAGCCAAAGCAAUUGAAGCGAUACGUGAAGGAAUAAAACGAGGAAUUAAUUACAUUGAUACUGCACCAUGGUAUGGCCAAGGUCGUUCUGAAACUAUCAUUGGAAAAGCUUUGAAAGGUAUUCCACGUGAAGCAUAUUAUAUUGCCACAAAAGUCGGAAGAUAUGAAUUAGAUUACGAAAAUAUGUUUAAUUUCUCUAAAGAGAAAACUAGAAAAAGUAUUGAUAAAAGUUUAGAGCUUCUUGGUUUGAAUUAUGUUGACGUCAUACAAGUUCAUGAUAUUGAAUUUGAUCCAAAUUUAGAUAUAGUAAUUACACAAACUUUGCCAGAAUUAUCAUUACAAGUUGCAGACGGUAAAGCAAAAUAUAUUGGUAUCACCGGAUAUCCGGUAUCCAUUUUAAGAAGUAUCGAGAAAAGUAAUAUUAAUAUUUCUUGCAUAUUAAGUUAUUGCAGAUAUACUUUAAUAGAUGAUACUUUAUCUGAAUAUAUUCCAUUUUUCAAGGCACACAAUAUUGGUAUAAUUAGUGCUUCUGCGCCAUGUAUGGGGCUUUUAACAAAUAAAGGUCCACCAGCUUGGCAUCCUAGUUCAAAAGAGACAAAAAAAAUAUGCGCAGAUGCUGCUAGAUGUUGCAAGGUAUAUGAUACAGAAUUAGCUAAAUUAGCAUUAUGGUAUUCUAUGCAAUGCAAAGAUAUUGAUACAUAUUUAGUUGGAAUUCAAAAUUUAAAAGAAUUGUAUAUGAAUAUUGAUGUAUUAAAAAAUGGUAUUACAGAAAGAGAGAAAAGUUUACUUCAAGAAAUACAGAAAAAAUAUUUAUCCAAAAUAACAGAGAAACACUGGGAAAAUAAAGAACUUCAGAUGUAUUGGGAAUAUAUGAAAAAGUAGGAAAAAUAUAUUUUUUUAUAUUAUAUACAAUGAUAAACAUAAUAUUGUCAUAUUUAAUAAUAUUUUAUAUUAUCAAUAUGUAAUCUAUCUUAAUUUAGAAUAUAUGUAAUACAGUAUAAAGUAUUACAUUUAUUAUAUAAUAUAAAUAUUCUUAUAGAAUAAACUAUAAAUGCAAUUUUUAUACUUUUUUUGGAAAAUACAAAAUCAGACUUAUGAAAUUU
Molecule: messenger RNA, 1319 nt
Organism: Apis florea (little honeybee)
Lineage: Eukaryota; Metazoa; Arthropoda; Insecta; Hymenoptera; Apidae
Cellular component (GO): cytosol
Molecular function (GO): L-galactose dehydrogenase activity
Source: RefSeq, a predicted model, not a curated record